Molecule: messenger RNA, 2079 nt
Organism: Torulaspora delbrueckii
Lineage: Eukaryota; Fungi; Ascomycota; Saccharomycetes; Saccharomycetales; Saccharomycetaceae
Gene: NOP4
Product: mRNA-binding ribosome biosynthesis protein NOP4
Exons: 1
Coding region: 1-2079 (692 amino acids)
Molecular function (GO): RNA binding
Source: RefSeq, a predicted model, not a curated record
AUGGAGGACGUAAAGGGCAUUGAGAGUGCCAAGCAAGAAGUUUCUUCGACUAAAUCCAACGAUGGGCUUGAUAUGAAGACUUUAUUCGUUAGAUCGAUACCCGCAGAUGUUACAGACGAGGAGAUGGGUGAGUUUUUCUCCAACUUUGCUCCUAUUAAGCAUGCAGUUAUUGUUAAGGAUGCUCAAAAGAAAUCAAGAGGGUUUGGAUUCGUCAGUUUUGCAGUGGAAGACGACACUCUAGCAGCUUUGAAGGAGGCAAGAAAGACCAAACUUAAAGAUCGUCUUUUGAGAAUAGAUAUUGCCAAAAGGAGAGAUCGUAAUAAGAAGAAAGGGGAGGAGUCAAAGCCGACUUCUGAAGACACCGAAUCUGCAGAUGGUCCCAUCGACGAAGAAUCACUAUUAAAGGGAAAGCCUAAAAUUAUUAUAAGGAACAUGCCAUGGAGUUGUCGUGAUCCUGAAAAAUUGAAGAACAUUUUUAGCAGGUUUGGUACUGUAGUGGAGGCGAAGAUUCCGAAGAAGAAGGACGGGAAACUUUGUGGAUUUGCUUUUGUCACUAUGAAGAAAUUAGUAAAUUGUAAGACAGCCAUUGAGAAUUCAAAAGAUCUAAAGAUCGAUGGUAGAAAAGUGGCUGUCGAUUUUGCAGUUCAAAAGAAUAAAUGGGAAGAAUAUAACAAGUCUAAUGAGGAAAAGAAGGUUGAAGAAAAUCCAGAAGAAUCAAACUCAGAUGAUGAAGAGGAAGAAGAAGAGGAGGAGGAGGAGGAUCAAAAUAAUUCUCGUGAAAGUGAGGACGAAGAGGAAGAAGAAGAUGAUAGUGAUGUUGAUGAAGCAGAAGAAGAACUAGAUAAAAGAAGUAAGGCACCGGCAAAAAAUAAAGUUGAAGACUUCUCUGUAUUUGUGAGAAACGUUCCUUAUGAUGCCACAGAGGAGUCACUGGUCGAACACUUCGGUAAAUUUGGACCUGUCAAGUAUGCUUUGCCCGUCAUUGAUAGAGAGACUGGCUUAGCGAAAGGUACUGCAUUUGUCGCCUUUUCCAGCAAGCAAGCCUACGAUGACUGUCUACAGAAUGCUCCUGCAGCUGGUGCCACAUCGUUACUGAUAGGCGACGACGUUCAACCACAGUAUGUUUACGAAGGCCGUGUUUUAUCCAUUUCUCCAACGCUGAAAAGAGAGGAUGCUAGUAAUAUGGCCGAGAGAAAUGCUACUAAGAGGAAAGAAAUACUUGGAAAGGCACCUGGCGAGCGUGACAGACGUAAUCUAUACUUGCUGAAUGAAGGUAAAGUGGCCGAGGGCUCUCAACUUGCUUCGCUUCUAACUCAAAAAGAUAUGGAAAUCAGAGAAGCUUCUUACAAACUAAGAGUGGAACAAUUAAAGAAAAACCCAUCUUUGCAUUUAUCCAUGACAAGACUGGCCAUCAGAAAUCUACCUAGGGCUAUGACUGAUAAAGCAUUGAAGGCUUUGGCCAGAAAGGCCGUGGUAGAGUUUUCGACUCAAGUCAAGAACGGAGAGAGACAUCCAUUGAGCAAAGAGGAACUCGUCAGAUCGACGAAAGAGAAGUUCAAAUUUAUGUCGCCUGAAGAAAUUGACCGCGAGAAGAAGAAGGAUAAGAAAAACGGUGUGGUAAGACAAGCCAAGGUCAUUAUGGAAGUGAAAGGUUCUAAUGUAGGUAGAAGUAGAGGUUACGGUUUCGUGGAAUUCAAGGAUCAUAAACAUGCUUUGAUGGGUCUAAGAUGGAUGAAUGUGCACCAGGUGACUAGCGAUGAGAUACAUGCAGGCGCCAAUGAGGACGAUAAAACAUCGGAAGAUUCGGAAGGUCUUAAGAGUAGACGCCUGUGUGUUGAAUUCGCCAUUGAGAAUGCUAAUGUCGUGAAGAGGAGAAGAGAAAACGUUAAACAAGCCAGAGAAAGUGGCAAGAGAAGGCGCGAAGAAGGUAAUGCUGACGAUAAGGAAAAGUCUAACAAAAAAGCCAAAAUAAGUACUGUUACCAAAGAUGCAGAUUCGAAUACAGGAAAGAGUGGGUUGACUGAUGGUACUAAGAGGUUGAUUGGAAUUAAGCGUAAAAGAAAAAGUCGUAAAAACUGA